Molecule: messenger RNA, 357 nt
Organism: Acanthoscelides obtectus
Lineage: Eukaryota; Metazoa; Arthropoda; Insecta; Coleoptera; Chrysomelidae
Source: the annotation of a GenBank genome assembly
CACAAAGUCCAGCGGUUGGGUUAGAGUUAACCUGCAAUUAAAGGAAUUAUUUCAUUCGGAAUGGGAAGAAUAAUAUUUCUUUACAGAAGUUAAAGAUACUAUAAAACUGUACAUUCGAUGCAGCUGGAUGAAUCCACAGAUGUCGUCGACACCUCUCAGAUGGCCGUGUUGGUCAGGAUGGUUUUUAGCGAUUUUACGAUUAAAGAAGAUCUUUCGAAGUUUAUUCCACUAAAAGGACAGACUACUGGGCAGGACUUGUUUUCUUCUUUUAAAAAUAUUAUUUCUUCUGAGAAAAUUUCACUAUCGAAAAUGGUAGGCUUGACAACCGAUGGCGCUCCAACUGGGUCGUGAUAAGGG